Molecule: messenger RNA, 1698 nt
Organism: Seminavis robusta
Lineage: Eukaryota; Bacillariophyta; Bacillariophyceae; Naviculales; Naviculaceae
Source: the annotation of a GenBank genome assembly
AUGUUUAGCACCAGCAGAAUAGCCGCCAAAUCGGUGUUGCGAUUGGCCCAACGACGCACAUUGAUCGCCCAGCCCACCCGAGCCGCUUGGAAAAUUGGAGAAACCUCGACAGGAGCCUCUAUCAGUACCAAGUUUGAUUUGCCGGAUCCAGGUCGUUCAGACGACUGUUAUAUUCAUGGCAAGAAACCUCUUCAGUUGACCAAAAUUGUGGCCACCAUUGGACCCACCUCGGAACAAUUGGAACCUCUCACUGAGGUCGUCAAAAAUGGAAUGAGUGUCAUGAGGCUGAACUUUAGCCAUGCUACCAAGGAGGAAGUGGAACUUCGUUGUACCAACUUGGAGAUUGCUGAGAAAAAACUAUCACCUGCUGGGGCUCCUGAAACACAACAGAUCCGUUCCUUGCUCUUGGAUACCCGUGGCCCUGAAAUUCGUUCCGGAAAGUUGAAGAAUGAUCAUUCGGGACACGAGACCAUCACACUCCAAAAGGGAAACAAGAUUACACUACAAACUUCCAAGCAAUACGAAGAGGAAGGAUCUGAUGAAAAUAACCUAUUCAUCAAUUAUGCAGGUCUUUCCAAAUCAUUGAACCCUGGAAUGAAUGUGCUUUUGGACGACGGAGUUGUCAUUAUGACGGUUGACUCUGUGGGCGACGGAUCUGUCGUUUGUUCCAUUGAUAACACGGGAGAGAUUCGAUCUCGUGCUGGAGUUAAUCUUCCAAUGGCUGAAACUGACCUACCAGCAAUGAGUGACAAGGACAAAGCGGAUAUCAAAUAUGGAAUGACCAAGGAUAUCGACUUUAUUGCUGCUUCCUUUGUCCAGACGGCUGAUGGUGUUCGAGAAAUCAAGCAAUACGUAAAAGACUGUGCCAAGGAACUUGGCUUGCCAGAUGACUACUCGUUGCCAAAGAUCAUUUCCAAAAUUGAGAGUGGUUCGGGUCUCAAGCACUUUGAUGAAAUCUUGACCGAGUCAGAUGGAAUUAUGGUUGCUCGAGGUGAUUUGGGAGUUGAAAUCCCAAUCCAGCAAGUCACAAACGCCCAGAAGGAAAUGGUGGCUGCGUGCAAUGCUGUUGGAAAGCCUGUGAUUGUCGCGACGCAGAUGCUUGAAAGCAUGGCAAAGAACCCCAGACCCACUAGGGCUGAAGUUUCCGAUGUCACCAAUGCUGUGUAUGAUGGAGCAGAUGCUGUUAUGCUUUCCGGUGAAACGGCAAAGGGCAAGUAUCCCGUCGAUGCUAUCAGAACUAUGAAUGAAAUCAUUCUUGCCGCAGAAGGGUAUUCAUUUUCUGGUGGGCUAGGAAGCGAAAAAACAAAGAUUCGACAACCCUUCAUUGGGCCCAAAACGCCGAAUUCUUCGAUUGCUAGGGGAGCUGUCAGUGCGGCAGAAACUCGCGAUGCAAGCGCAAUCAUCGUCUUGGGCGACGAGCAGGAGCUGGCACAACACGUUUCAUCGUACCGACCCAGCGUCCCCAUCCUUGCCUUCUGUGCCAACAGCAAGAUGGCGCGGCAAUUGAUCUUGAACCGUGCUAUUCACCCCAUUGUAGGCCUCGGAGAUGUACCUCCUGAAAAAAAGCCCGCCGCAGCGAUCAAACUGGCCAAAGAGUUGGGACACGUUCAAGCGGGCCAAAAUGUCGUCCUUGUUCACAUCGAUGACGAAGAGGACUUGGGCCAUGCUGAAACUCUCCAAUUGGUGUCAGUUCCCUAA